Molecule: messenger RNA, 2256 nt
Organism: Bradysia coprophila
Lineage: Eukaryota; Metazoa; Arthropoda; Insecta; Diptera; Sciaridae
Product: dual specificity phosphatase puckered
Biological process (GO): negative regulation of MAPK cascade; peptidyl-tyrosine dephosphorylation
Cellular component (GO): cytosol; cytoplasm
Molecular function (GO): MAP kinase tyrosine phosphatase activity; protein tyrosine/threonine phosphatase activity; MAP kinase tyrosine/serine/threonine phosphatase activity
Source: RefSeq, a predicted model, not a curated record
AAACCAGAAAUGAUUUCUAUUGAGUUUUGUACACAUCGCCUCGAAAGAAUUUUAUUUAACAUUUUCCAACCAAACGAUAAACACGCACGCGGUUAAAAGUCUCAGACGACGGUUUCUAAAGUUUUUAAUAUUAAAAAAAAAGAAGAAGAAGAAGAAGAAGUAAAGUCAAGAUUUCUUUUAAUUAUAAAUUGUGUACAAAAUAAGACGAAUGAAAUAAUUUUUAUGUAAUAUUCAGCAUUAAGGAAUCAUAUUUGAAUAGCUGCAUUAAAAAGUGUGUCUAUUUUUAACUAUUACGUUAUUUUGAGUGGAGCAUAUAGUGUUAAAAUAAGAAGAAGAAAAAAAAGUUUUAAGUGACGGACGCACUGAACCUUGAUGCCUUUAGAUGAAUCUCCUAAAGUCACAGGUCAAUCGUUAUAAUCUACUGAAGUAAAGUGUUUUAAGCCUUAACUUAUAAAAUAUAAUUAUCGGAAUACAUAAAAAAGAAAACCUAAGAGAAACACCUUUAUUCAAAACCGAACACACACUCAUAUUAUACGGAUUACUCAUAAUACCCAAUACCAAUUAUACACAGACGAUACGAUCAUUUCGGCCAAUAUAUAUUUUUGGAUUAUAAACAGUUCUGUGAAUGGAUACGAGUCAAAACGCAUCUAGAGUGUUUUCCUGCAGUUGAUUGAUUAUACUAUACGUUCGACGAGAGAGAGAAUUGUGCCUCUUGUUUACGGAACGAUAUUUUUUCCUUAUAAAAGUUUUAUAAUAACCACGAAAAAGGAGAUGAAAAUGAGGUUAAAAAGGGAGUCACCAUGCCUAGUACUACGGUUUAUGCCCAUAAAUAAAAUUGGUAAUCACAAAGACUACAACAAUAGACGACACAGAGAAUUGUCAUCGCCUGACGAAUCAAUAAUUCCACCCGGUUCACGAGUGCCAUUAUCUAGAAGUUGUUCUAGUCCGGCAACAGCAACAUAUGACAUUGAAACAUAUCCUGCGUCACCACUAUUUCCACAUUUGCUACUCGGCAAUGGCAGCGAUGCUAUUGAUCCAACAAAUGUCGGAGCAAAUUAUGUAUUAAAUGUCACCUGCCAAUCACCUGCAUCGAAAUUGUGCGAUGGACUUCAGUAUAAACAAAUACCUGCCAGUGAUACACCACAUCAAAAUAUUAAACAAUAUUUUCAAGAAGCAUUUGAUUUUAUCGAGGACGCCCGACUUAAUAAUUCAACCGUAUUGUUACACUGUCAAGCUGGUAUAUCCCGGAGUGCCACCAUUGCCAUUGCCUAUGUGAUGCGUUACAAAUCAUUGUCAUUGAUCGAUGCAUACAAAUUAGUCAAACUAGCCCGACCGAUAAUAUCACCAAACUUAAAUUUCAUGGGCCAGCUGCUGGAGCUCGAACAGAGUUUACGCGCUGCCGGCAAACUACCAGUACCUACGGCAUCGAAUCCGCCCAGUUCGGAUUCGGAAAUGGAAGAGGACGAUGUGUUUACCACACGCACUUCCACCGAUAAAAUGUCACCGUCGUCAGCGUCAUCGUCACGGGACGGUUGUUCGUCGUCGAUUUCGUCAUUAUCGCCGAUAUCCCCGUUGUCGCCACUGUCAUCGGUGUCGUCGAAAACAUCAUCGACCAGUUCGAAUCUGUCGCCGAUCAUUGACGAUGUUCAUUGUUCGAAUCGUUUCUCAAUUACACUGAACGUUAACAAUAACAACAACAAUAAUGCUGGCACUAGUGAACCCAUGUCAACCGAACGCAUCGACGAGAAUGAUUGAUUUGUAGUAAUUUUUAGUAUUCUAAGUAUUUCGGUGUUUUUGAUUAGUUUUUACUUUUAGUCUUACCGAUUUCCUUCUUUUUCUAAUUUUAUUAAUUUAUGUCGGUUGUUGGAUACACAUCAACAACUUAAAAAAAAAAUACCGCCCUUCUCGUCAUCCCCCUUGUAAAUAUUAUAUAAAAGUAUGUAGAAGGUAGUUGUAAAAAAUAAGGAUUUCGCUUCACAAUUGAGACGAAAGAGAAAAUCGGCUUUUUACCAAAAAAAAAAAGAAAAACGAAAAAAAUUUCGAAUUUUUGAGAAAAAAAAAAAUUAAAACAAAAGAAUCAGAAAGAAUGGUCCGAUCCAUUAAAGUAAUAGGAAGAAAAAGAUUUCAGUAUUUCUUUUGAGUAAAGAAGAAGAGGAAGAAUUAAAAACUAAAUUUACUUUUUGCAUUUUCAGUCGAUAGUUUUGAUGGAGAAUGGUCAAAAGAAAUGAUGGCAAGAAAGUAAAAGUUUAUAAAAAC